AUUGUCAACAAAAUUAAAAUGAAAGAAGAUGGAUAAAAUACCAAUAGUUCACAUCAAGAAUAUCACGGACAGUACGGUUUUAAAGAUAGAGGGAACAGAGGAACUUCAUUUGAUAGGGUUUGGACAAGAUGGCGAUGUACAGACAGCUCCAAUGUCAUCUUCUGAUAGAUUUACAGAUCUUCCGUCAGGAAUUGUAGUUCCAUUACUUAUGCUAACCAAGUGUCACCAUGGUGGAUUGAUGUUAACCUCACACAAUAAAGAUGUUUCCUGUUUUGUCAACAAGGAAAGAUUAACUUCUGAGAUAAACUUGUUAGGAGGUUCCACAAUAGAAGUAGCUGACAAGAAAUUGAGGGUAUUUAUUGGUCCUAUGGCUAAGGAGAGAAGGUUGUUACCACAUACCCCAGGAGUUGCUGUUUCUAGGACUCCACCCCCAAAACCAGGCAGACAAGGAGAAAAUCAGCCACUUCAACGAGCAGUAAGUGAAGAAAGCUCUGACUGGUUCCAUGUUCAACAUCCUUCUAUGGAUCCAGAUUUAUUUGAGAAGUCAGCAUCUUCUAAACAGCUUGGAGGUCUGGCUGCAAGUUUCUUAACAAAACAAGUCCACAUGUACACAGAUUCAAAACUAUCAUCAAAAAUGACUGAUCAGAUAUUCAGAUUUUUGCAGGAAGUAGCAGAAUAUCAGAGGAACGUUGUACUGGGUUACUUAAAUGAGGUUACCAGUUAUUUAGACGAAAUGCCAGAAUCAGAAAGGGACAGGCCAAUACAUGCUCCAUCUAUAAAACUUCUUGUUGAAAUUCUGAGACAAAUACUGGAUCCCUUGUCUCACGUUGUUCUGUGUCUGCAGUUGCUAAGGAAGUUCAGCCAUUUUCCACAGAAUAUUCCAAUAAUGAUAAAAUGUCAGGCAGCUGCAGCAGUGAUGGGUUGCAUGGCUGUGUAUUUGAACCAGGAAGAUGUGCAAUCAAAUUGUUUAGACAUCUUAGCCAAGAUAACAACAUACCAAUAUCAGAUUACAGAAAAGGUACAAGUCAGAGAAACUGCAUUGGAAAUGAUACUGAGAGCAUUGAAGCAUCAUGAGGACCAUGAAGAAAUCUUACAGUCUGGUUGUCGUACUUUGUCAAAUCUAACAGCAACGUUGCAGAUGACAUUAGAGUCAUGGUUAGAUAUACCAUACAAUAUAAAUCCAGAUGUAGAGGAAGGAAUAGUCAAAUAUGAGUCAUUAUUAAACCACAUCUUUACCACUGCUACAUCAACAGUACAGAUUAUAUUACAGAAUUAUAUGAAUAAUAUAGGAAUUAGGACAGAAGGAAGAAGAUUCUUAUUUCAUCUGUCAAAGAUGACACAAAUUUUAACAAAGAAAGGAAAAAGAAGUUUGAUUGUCCAUGAAAGUGAUGAAGAUGAAGACGAAAAUUCCAGAAAUACUAGUGAAAACUUAGUUACACCAACGGUGUUAGCACCUAUGAAAACAGACAUUGAAACAAAAGGUAUUCUUCGUCAAGAUGGUGAAAAAACUCCAGGAGCAUUACGAAAAGUCCAUUUUGUAGACAAUCAAUCUUUAACAAGUAGUUCUGCAACUGAAGAGGACAGUGAUGAAGAUGAUGAGGUUACAUUUGUGCAGAGGAAAGAGGCAGGUGGUGCUGUCAUUGAAAUUACCGAAACCAGAAAAUUAACAAAGACUGAAAUUCAAAACUUUCAUAUACAAACAACAUCUGAUUCAGAACUUCUUUCAACUUUUGAAUCUUCAAUUGAAUCAUGUGGUGACUACAAAGAAGUCAAAAAUGAGAACAAAGAAAUGUCUGAACUUGAAUCUGAUAGCGAACUUGAAAAGUCUGUAGAAUCCCAAGACUUGGGGGAAGAUGAUAACUUAGGAGAAACUGUGAAUUUAUCUCAAGAAUCCAAUGUUUUGUCAAGUAUUGACACUGAUUUACAAGGAAGUGUUCAGAAAGGUCAGGAAACUGACACAUCUCAAAGCUCAUUACAGAAUGAUGGGACUCUAGAUACUGUAUUUUGUAAUGGACAAAAGAAUAUUUCCUCCAAUGCUACAAAAGAUGUUGUAACAGAUCAGGAAAGUGAUUUACCACCAUUCCCACAUUCUUUUUCAGUUUCAGAUGUUGAACUUUUAACCAAUGUUAUCAGGUCAAAGAUUGUGGAAUAUGUAAGCUGUAUGGUGAUUGAUGGAAACGAUUCUCAAGCUUUGAAGGAUAUUGACCUUUCCUUAGUUAGUUUAUUGGAGAAGGCUGAGGUUUCACCUAGACUCUUACAAUAUGUUCAACAACAGUAUAACCAUAGUAAAACAUUAAUGGAUAUAGAUACAUCAUACUUAAUAGGUAUUGUAGAUGCUGUCAGAUACACAUCAUUAUUACCAGAUUUACUGAGAAAGUCUUUACUAGAUGUUGCAGCUUGUUUAGAGAAAAAUAAAGACACUUUUGUUAUAUUUGUGGCAGCAGAGAGUAUAAAGACGGUAUUUACAAAGGAUAUCUUGAUUUCUGUAGUCUUUGAUAAGUCAUUUUCAGAAGCAAUGAAAACCCAUCUUCAGCAAGUGGAACAUAGAUCCAGGCUUCUACAAGAUAUAGUUAAGUUAUUAAGUGAUAGUUAACUUGACAAUUUAUGUGUAAAGGUGUUAGACUGUAAAACAAGUAUGUGAAGGAAGGAUCCUAUUCAGUCUGAUUUAAAAAUGAAUUUUAUUAGACUAUGUCACUGUUUAAUUUAAACAAAAUUAAAUUACUAGUUUUUAAAAGGUCCCAUAUAGAAUGAUUGAGAGCAAAAAAAUGUUCAACUCUCCAGAUAUUUGUUGACCCAAUAUAGAUCUUUUUUUAAAAUGAAGGUGUUUGCUGUUUAAAGUUAUUCCCCUCGACCACCAUGAUGGAGGUGAAAGAGAAUGAUUUUCUUUUGACUAACCAAAUUGAAACAUGUGGUACAAGCAAUUUAUUAUGGCAGCAAAAGGAUGUAAGUUUUACUCAAAAUACGCCAGAAUCAGUAAUAAAAAAAUUAAUAAAACAUUGUUUGUACACAAUUUAAACUCCUCAAGCUGUCUGGGGUAUUGUUUUACUGCUAGUUAAUGAACUGCUGAUGUUACUGUGACUUGACCGUAAGUGUUGCUCUCCACCUAUUGCAGUUUAUUCAAAAUUCUGAUCAAAUUACAAUCUCUUUUAUCAAACCUAACUGUUCAACUGGUCAGAAAUUUAAACAUUUUGCUGUAGAAAACUACAGUCAAAGUCGUGAAAGUGCAAGGUGAUAAAAAUAUGAAAAUGAUACUAAGAAUUUUUAUAUAUCUUUUUAUUGUAAUUGUCAUUCGAAAUGUGAUAGGUAGUAAUUUUUGAAUUGCUAUAAAAAUGUCUAAACUAAGCUUCCUUUAAAUUUUUUGUUUUAGAAAGUCUUCUUUAUUCAUAAGAAUCAAAUAUCCGUUUGAAUUAAAACAUGUCAUAUUCUGUAAAAUAUUUGUGAAAUUACAAUAACUAAUAAGUUUCCAUGAGAGAUAACAUAAAAUCAUUGAUCUUUUGAAAUAUUGAUUUUAUCUCCCUUUAAAACUUCAUAAGAACAUAUUUGAGCUUAACGUAUAUUUAACCAAGUAUUUUAGAGAUACAUUUAAAGAAAACAUUGUAGCAUGCACCAAAAAACACCAUUUUAUUGGAAAUAAUUCAAAAAACUAAAUUUUGGCAUUUUUUAGCAAUUCAAAAAUUCCUACCUUUCACCUUUCGAAUGACAAUUACAAUAAAAGGAUGUACAGAAAUUCUUAGAGUCUUUUUCAUGAUAUCAAUGUAGUAAAAUUAAAGACUAAUAGGAUUGUAUAUAUGGUUUAUUUUAUCACCUUGCACUUUCACAACUUCGACUGUGGUUUUCUACAGCAGUUUGUGGAAAUUUCUGAUCAGUUGAACAGUUUGGUUUUGUAAAACAAAUUACAAUUUGGUAACGGCCUCAGUGAAUAUCAGUUUUUCAAAAGUCAAUAAAACCACAUAUUUACCUCAUCAAAAGACAGUAAUUGUAUAAUAUUUAUUCCUGAGUAUAUACCGGUAAUGUGUUGACGUUCAAAUUAUUGUGAUACUGCCCUAUGUAGCUGUGAUUAAUAAAUUAUGUUUGCAUGUUUUGUAUAAAUAACACAAUUUCUUUUUGUUAAAUUUUAUAUUUUGAUAAGCUUUAUUAUAAUUGUUGAAUAAAUUGUAUAUUUGUAACAAUUCAAAAAUGAUGUUAGCUUAUAUUAAUACGCUAUGUUAUACUAUCAGGUUAAUUUUUGUUUAAUACAUUAAAUAUCAGAAAUGUUUAUGUACGACUAUAUAUAUGUGAUAAAGCCUUUUUAAUUCACAAUUUAAAACCAAUAACCAAAAGUGCCAACCAUCAUACAAGAAAAGUCAAAUGCAAAAGACAAUUUCAAUAUGUGCCUUGAAAUGUUGAUAUCCAAAUCUUUGGUGAAUCAUUGAUACAGAUGUUUUUAUGUUAGGUUAGAAUCUCUACAAAAAAUAUGAUAAAAAUAAGAAUCAAACACGCAUUAAUAUAUUCAUAGUUUAAUCUUUUAUAGAUUUUAGCUUCAAUAGGCCCUUUACCAUAUCUUUGAUAUACAUCAUGUUGCAAUGUGCAAUCUACUCUGAUGAAAAUAUUAGAUUUUAAGCUACAUCAGUUGGUUAAAUACUUUGAAAGGUUUAAGCCUGGUAUCUCGUGCAUAUGGCAUACACGAUUUUAAGCCUGGUAUCUAUGAUGAGUUUAUUUGAACUUGUUUUUAGUAAUGGCUAAUAUUCUUUAAUAAGUUGUCAUUAUUUAGUUUUUACUUGUACUUUUGUCGUUAUAAAAACUAAUUAAGAGUUGAGUGAUGUUUUGAAAAGGAAUUUAUUUGCGCAUUUUGUUAUUCCACUGACUUAUAUAAAAAAAGAGGGAGGGUUCAGUGCUGAAAGAAAACUAGUUUAAUCCCACCAUUUGUUGAUCUACCUGUUCAAAAUCAGGAACCUUGGCAAUUGUCUAUAGUUAUAUCGUAAUGGGUGUGUUCUUUAGGGAAUAAUGAUUUAGCAGAUCUUAAACCACAUAUGUUAAAUUUAUAUAUGUAUAUUAAAAAGUUACAUUGUUUUUUUUAAGUAGAGUUAUGUUAAUUGAUUUAUGAUGUAUCUUUAUGUGAUUGUUGUUGAUAAAAGUGUUGAAUUUGUAUAAGUUAUGUUACCUUUUGAAAAUUUAAAGAUUAUAGUUUUAAUUCUUUGUUAUUUACUUGGUGCUAAAAGAAGUAAAAUACUUUAAUAUACAGCAACAAGUGAGUUUAUCCAAUUAAAUUUGAAGGUAUAUUUGUGAUUUCCAUGGAAAAUUAUUGGUCAGUGGUAGUUAUGAUAACUGCAUAGAAAACAUUUCAUAAAUUUUAUUUAUAAAUUGAAACAAUUGUUAAUACUAGUUUUAAUUGUUAAUGAUGAAUAAAUUUUCAAACCUACA
This is a messenger RNA of Mytilus californianus (California mussel), 5400 nucleotides long. RefSeq lists its product as uncharacterized. The record is from RefSeq and is a predicted model, not a curated record. Gene Ontology annotation, molecular function: protein binding. Lineage: Eukaryota; Metazoa; Mollusca; Bivalvia; Mytilida; Mytilidae. The transcript has 13 exons. The coding region runs from base 29 to 2593 and encodes 854 amino acids.